UGGAUCAACUCUUUAAAGAGCUUACAAAAUGAAGCACCAACUUGUUACGGUCGACUAUUGGACCAUGAUAAAGACAUCAGGUCUAUGUUUGUUAUUGGCUCUUUGUGGAUUUAUUCUCCUAAAAAUGGUGCAGACGAUUUUCUGGCUCCCCGGACAUCUAAAGAAAAACCAGCAGCGUCUCGAGGAACUGGCCAAGCUUUAUGCCAAGGAUAUAGGCGAUGACGAGCGGGAAGAGAUCGAGAAACUGUUCAGCAGCAAGGAGCCGUUGACAGAGGAGCGCAUUAACCAGUUGCUGGACAAACCAGAAUCCUCAGAGCCCAAAAAGGAGCAGUAGAUUAAA
Molecule: messenger RNA, 340 nt
Organism: Drosophila ficusphila
Lineage: Eukaryota; Metazoa; Arthropoda; Insecta; Diptera; Drosophilidae
Exons: 2
Coding region: 29-334 (101 amino acids)
Source: RefSeq, a predicted model, not a curated record